UUGCCUCCACUUAGCUGAGUGUAUCUGGCAUCACAGGUUAUUUUGAAUUACAUGAUCAUACUGGCCAAGAAAAUGGGUGAAAUGGUUGAACAGAAAGGAGAAAACGAAAGAGUCAACAGAUGGCGCAGUCUUGCCUUGUUCCUGUUACUGACGUGUUUGGCUUUCCUGGUAGUGAUUGUGUAUAUGGCGACUGUGAUCAGUGACGUCAGUAAGUCCGAAACUUCGCAAAAGGCACAUGGUACUGUCUAUCGUGGCGAACCGUCUGAGCCGUCUGUGUUUCAUGACUUGACAGCCACUGAGAUCCGUGGCCUCGUUUCUUACUUGACACAAGAGGGAUCCCUCAACAUCACCAGACCUCCCUUCAACACAGUACACACCAACUACCGCUAUCUAGCCGAGCUGUACCUACCCAACAAAGACGAUGUGUUAAGACAUUUAGAUGGCGAUGGAAAACAGCCAGCUAGGGAGGCAGUUGUAACUAUAUUUCGAGGUGCAGAAAACCCACCUGACGUCAUCGAAAGACUUGUCGGCCCUCUUCCAAAUCCGACUUACAUGAGACCAGUUCCUGGGCGACCAUCCUCUGUUCCCUACAUAUUACGACCAAGUAACAUACCAGAACUCGAUAAGGCGGUGCUCUUUGCAGAACAACAACUUGAUACGAGGCUUCGAGAGUACCUACAGACGUUCUACGGUGGAACUCUCAGUGAUUGUGGCUCCGAAUGUCUCAUUCUCACCUAUUUUUCUACUAUGUCACCAACGUUCAGCGGGGAGCAAACCCGAAAGUUUUGGUUCUGGCUGAGUCGGAACAAAGAAAACUAUUUGUUGAACAAUUUAGAUUUCUCUGUUUUAGUUAACUCUGGUAGUUCUGAUUUCGCCAUUGAAAAAAUAUGGUUCAGUGGAACUACUUAUGACGGGAUAGAAGAUUUCAAAUCUCGUGUGUUUCUCAAUAGGACGAGACCAUCAUGGCCCGACCCAAAUCACGACAAGUCGUUUUCAAAGGCAGAAAGACGCGGGAAACCGUUUUGGGAGGAACCUCUCCGAAACCCUGCACAGGUUGAACUAGACGGAAAGCGAUAUAGUGUAAAUUAUAAUCACGUGACUUAUAUGCGAUGGAGAUUCGACUUCCGAAUGUCUAGUGCGCAUGGACCACAACUCUACGACGUCCGGUACGAUGGUCAACGAAUUAUGUAUGAGAUUGGCUUACAGGAAUUAUGCGUGUUCUAUUCGGCUAACAACCCAGCUCAGAUGUUUGCUGACUUUUUCGAUUCUUUUGAUCUCAUUGGCCCGAAGGCUAGUCCUCUCGUGCCUGGGGUAGAUUGUCCGUCUCACGCGACAUUUAUCGAUGCCUCUUUCCUCAAGGAGACGUCCGACGAGCCGUUCACCACUCGAAAUGUGUUCUGCAUAUUUGAACUGAAUACAGGCGACCCGCAUCGCCGACAUUUUAAUUACGAACCUCUUAGCCAGACCUCUUACGAAGGAAUGGAGAGCAUUAUUCUCGUAUUUAGGACCAUCCUCACUGUCAUGAAUUACGAUUACGUAAUUGAUUUCCGCUUUUUCCAAAAUGGUGCUUUCCAAGUACGUGUUCUUUCUACAGGUUUUAUUUCAACUAGUUAUUACAGACCGGAAGAGAACCCGUAUGGAUAUCGCCUACACGACUUUAUUACCGGAAAUCUUCACCAUCACCUGAUACAUUUCAAAGUCGAUCUUGAUGUUAUGGGUACGAGUAAUCGCUUCGCAACUCUUGAUAUUGAACCAGACACUGUAGACAAUACUUGGGGUAAGGUCGGUGGACAAAAAUAUCAUCAAACCAAAUUCAGUCAUAACGUGAAACCAGAUGAAAUGAGCGCUGCCUACAAGUUUGAUUUUAAUUCACCAAAAUAUCUUACGUUUUAUAAUAAUAGAUCAACAAAUAAAUAUGGCGUACACAGAUCGUAUCGUGUGUUACCACGAGGAAUGACAAAGCCAUUGCUGGCGGAAGGAUAUGAUAAUGAACCUUCUAUGUCUUGGUCGCGAUAUCAGAUGGCGGUGACACGGCGGAAGGAAACGGAGACUUUCAGCAGCUCGCAGCAUGCCGCACUUGACGCUUCAAACCCAGUUGUAAGGUUCCAAGACUUUUUAGAUGACAACGAAUCCAUAUUGGACGAGGAUCUCGUGGUGUGGCUUACCCUAGGGAUGCAUCACAUUCCUCACACCGAGGACCUUCCAGUCACCCCCACCCCUGGAAUGGACGUUGGGUUUUUUCUCUUGCCAUUUAACUAUUUCCCGGAGGACGCUGCUAUAGCAGCAAGGAACGCUAUCAGAAUAGAGCCACGAGAUAGAAAACGACGCAUGGCCGGUUCGAAAGUGGAUCGGUAUGGUGUUAAACAGGAGUUGACAUGCCAUUCCACGGAAAACACAUUCUGGCGCGACAUCGCGCGUGACUCCUCAAUUCUUUUCGAUACAGAAGACGCAUGAGAGGAAUACAGCAUAAACUAAUUUAUAGUCCAUGUAUCUGAGCUGAGUAUACAUUGUAGAGUACAUAUAACCGAUCACAGUAGUAUCUGCAGACCAUAUUUCCAGGAUUGCCACAUGUACUUUUAAAAAAAUGAAAAAAAUAUGGAAACAAUGAAACCAAACAUAUUGUCGUCAAUAGGGUAUACAGCGUCUUACUUUAUCUGUCACGCCUAUCCUUAUGUCCAGCAGGAUAAAUUAUAUCAUGUUCUACUCUCCAAGUUCGAAUCGAGUAUACCAUAUACCUAGUAUAUCUCCACUCAUCCAUUAAUGGCUCAACUACAACAGGUUUUAAUAAAACUGAAAUUGAUAAUUUCUCAUCUAA
Molecule: messenger RNA, 2815 nt
Organism: Ylistrum balloti
Lineage: Eukaryota; Metazoa; Mollusca; Bivalvia; Pectinida; Pectinidae
Product: putative amine oxidase [copper-containing]
Exons: 3
Coding region: 52-2454 (800 amino acids)
Biological process (GO): amine metabolic process
Cellular component (GO): plasma membrane
Molecular function (GO): quinone binding; copper ion binding; primary methylamine oxidase activity
Source: RefSeq, a predicted model, not a curated record